AAUGUUUAUGUUUUAGAAUAAGAAUACAAUCAUUUAUAUAUAUAAACUCUCAUAUUAUAUAUAUAUAUAUAUAUAUAUGUGAAGUCUUGUAAAUAGCUAGGGUAAACUCAUCAAUCAGUUUUAAUUGAUGCCUUAGUACAAGCUUGAAAUAUCAAUCCAUUUCUCACGUCACCAGAUUACCAUAUUGCAGAUUGAAUAUCUAAAGGUGACCGAAGUACGGUUUGUAAGUUCUUGCAGAGCUCAAGAGUGUUUCAAGUAUUUCACGCUUGAUGCAGAAGCUGCAAAUAUUUGCUUGGAAAUAAUUCUCAAAUUAUGAGAUUGAUACAUUAAUUAUAAUUAAACACAUUAUACAAUCACGUCGAAUGCUGCUUUUGUUUCCCCACGAAAUGCUGGAGAAUGCGAAGAGGAGAGAAAAGUGGGAGCAAAUCCCACCUUUUAUUAACAUAUAAGGUGUAGCUGUAUGUGGUAGGGGGCUGUCGUAAUACGCGUUGAAACAGCACUCGAGCUUCUUCAAAUGUGGAUUCAUUUGCGUCACGUACGUAAGCUUUGCGAGUACUUUAAUUUUGCGUUAAUGAUCGUGCGAGUGCCGUUUUGAGUACGUGCCGAACACGUGUCGCGGUUUUGCGACCGGACGCGCACAUUUAAAAGAAAUUAAUCUGUAUUUUUAAAUACGUCACCACAUACGAAACAAUAUAUUCGUGUCAUCGUAAAACAAAAGCUUAAAAUAACAUUGCAAAAACUAGUUUCACGUGCUUAUCACCGUGCUUAUCACCGAGCGUAUUUGUUAUCUCCGGUUGAAUAUCGUUUGCACGAUUUUAAAUAAAUAGGUUGUUGAUAUUCGACUCGAAUAACUCGUUUUACAGUUUCAAGUCAACAGUCGGCCGGACGCGAGGGAAAUCAUGAGUGAGUUAGAAAUGAAGAAGUAAUAUGUGUUACGAUCACCGUUCCAAAUACCUCGCACUCAGCCACAUAAUCGCGGACAGAAUUGACAGGAUGUUGUUCAUAUUCGCGCUAUUUUUUUAUGUGAUUACCGUUCAUGGGUUCAUUUUUCAAGAAGCUCUGCAGGUCGCUAGAUGCCUGACGCUAUGCCGAAAUGAAUCAUGCCGGAAUAAUUGCCCAAGACCUGCGGACAAAUUUGCGCCUUAUCCGAAAAUAAACGAAGAGGCUGGCGCAAAUAUUAGUCUGCAUUGCAAGGGGUCAAAUGCGCUGAUGAUCAAACACAAUCCCGGAAUCUAUGUUAUCGAGCAGAGCGCUUCUAACGGCACUUCGGACACGACGAUAGUGAGCGUCAACGGAUUAUCGACAUUCUUGAACUUGACGGCGAGCACGUUUUAUCGUUAUCGUUUUCACAGAGUAACACAGCGCGGAGUGUCAUUAGCCGAGACGUCCGAUUGGUUUUCAACUUACGCAGUUGAUUAUCAACCACGCGCAGUUAAACACAUCUCACUACUGAAGAUCGAAGUGGAAGGAAAAAAUCCAUGCGAGCUACGAGCGGAAAUUGUUUUUCAGCCUGCCGAAGACCGAAGCUGUAACUACAAUAUAUUAUCUUGGUCAGGGGAACAUAACUUGAUCAAUUUUAAUAUGGAGAAGAUUUUAGACUUCCGCUUCUUUCUCAGACAUUUACGAUACAACCAAAAUAACACCGUGUCGGUCGUAUCCGGUAACGAUGACUUCUCCAAGACUAGCAAUACGACGACGUUCACUUUUCCCACACCAUCGUGCUUGGAAGUCCACAAUAACUUGAGUAUUUGCGCGCCCGAAAUGGUGAAUGGCCUGCGAGCAAAAUAUGUUCAAAGACACAAAGGAUCGUACGACAUCACAGUCAGCUGGAACGAGCCCGCUCUGCAGCCCGAUAAUUACACGUUACAAAUCGACUCGUUCCAGUUCGAACCGCAUCUAUUGGUUAUACCCGGAAAUGCGGUCGAAGCUCUCUUCUUGGACGUUGACGUAGGGCCACGGUAUGAUGUCAGUAUCGUGGCGGAGUCAGCAGGCGGUAUUAGUCUGCUCACAAGCAUAUCAGAGAGCAUCGAAAUAGCAGUUGUGGAAUUAUCUUAUCGCGAGAUCAUUGUGGCAUUACCGACGUUACUGAUAAUCGCGGUGGUGUUCGGGAUCAUUUGUAUGCAGCGUCGUAACAGGAAGAGUAAGCAAACUAAUAUGGAAUAUAUGCACUUCGAGGAUUCUACGGAUUCUCUGAAGAAGCCUUUGAAGCGAGACUACGCGAUCGAGACUGGCGAUGCUCUUCUGUCGCAUGAUAAGUUCGAGAUCAGUCCGCAACAACUGAAGUUGAAGGACGUAUUGGGCAGCGGGGCGUACGGUGUCGUCAGACUUGCUACCUUACAGGAUGAGUUCGGUAGUGUUACUGACGUAGCUGUGAAAAUGAUGAAAGAUGAUCCAACAGUGGAGGAUAUAAAGAGUUUCCAUCAAGAGAUUUCAAUAAUGAAGUCAGCCGGACAGCAUCCGAAUAUAGUUUCUCUGAUUGGAUACUGCACUUUGUACAAUAAACCUUUACUAGUGAUAGAAUACUGCAGCAAGGGAGACCUACAAACGUACUUAAGAAUGAUUUGGCAGAAUUUAGUGAACGCCGUAUUCGAGCGUAGGACGCGUUUGAAUUUCGUUCCAGUGACCUUCGUCAGUAAAGGCACAGAUCAAGGAAAAAGUGAUCCUUACUGUAACAAAGUACGCACCAUCACAAAUCGCUUGUACGAUAUUCAACAAGACGUGAUAAAAUACACGGAAAAUGUCACCUGUGCUGAUUUGCUAAGUUUUGGCAGGCAAGUGGCUACCGGAAUGGAAUUUUUAUCUUCUAAUCGGAUAGUGCAUCGUGAUUUGGCUGCUCGUAACGUGUUAGUACGACCGGACAGAGUGGUGAAAAUUUCAGAUUUUGGCCUCAGUCGUGAUAUCUAUCAAGAGAACGUUUAUCGAAAGAAAGGAAAUGGUAAACUGCCAUUAAAAUGGAUGGCGAUUGAGGCUCUAACGCAUCAAAUAUAUACAACUUACAGUGAUGUAUGGGCUUUCGGCAUUUUGUUAUGGGAAAUUGUCACUUUAGGCGCGAUGCCGUAUCCCGGUACUCCUACAAACAGAAUUUUGCAGCUUCUCAAGUCGGGAUACCGUAUGGAAAGACCACCAAACUGUGGCAGAGAAUUGUACAAUAUAAUGUAUUCGUGUUGGAAUCUGAGACCUCAAAGCAGGCCUACUUUUACCGAAUUGAAGCAAAGCUUGGACAAAUUACUCAGUAAUUAUUCGGAAAACAAAUAUUUGAAUUUGUGCGAAGUUCUGCAAGAAUCAGCCGAUGAAAGUAGCGAGCCAAGAUCAAUAAACGCGUGUUAA
Dinoponera quadriceps is the source of this 3327-nucleotide messenger RNA. It is a transcript of the gene tor, whose product is annotated as tyrosine-protein kinase receptor torso. The coding region runs from base 928 to 3327 and encodes 799 amino acids. NCBI's taxonomy places the organism in Eukaryota, Metazoa, Arthropoda, Insecta, Hymenoptera, Formicidae. The record is from RefSeq and is a predicted model, not a curated record. Gene Ontology annotation, cellular component: signaling receptor complex. The transcript is spliced from 18 exons. Gene Ontology annotation, biological process: positive regulation of kinase activity; multicellular organism development; protein phosphorylation. Gene Ontology annotation, molecular function: ATP binding; transmembrane receptor protein tyrosine kinase activity; protein binding.